AUGGCGUGUAAGAGGAAGAGUUUCAAAGUUGACGGGCCUUUACAUCUUACUCGUGUUGAUUGGAGCAACUCUAGUCACCGGAGCUCCGUCGCGGCGUGCUUGGUGGAAGGUGUGUACAGUCGCGAAGAAGAGCGCCAGCAAUGCUGCCACGGCGGUGACAGCGGUGGUGCUCUUGCUUCUUCCGCCUGGUGGGAGUCCUUCGGCUUCCAGUUAAACCAGGUGCUGAUAGAUGAUAAAGAUAAGUCCAUCUUUGGCGCUGUAUAUGAGCUUAAACUUUGGUCCCAGGCUCAGGCUCAGGCUCAGGCUCAGGUCGAGGUUGGGAAACCCCAACCCCCGAAACUGGUAAUUGCAUUUCGGGGAACACUAAUAGAAAAAAGGAGCUGGUUACAGGAUUUUAGACUGGACCGCCAUAUCGUCCAAAACACCCUCCACAACAGCAACCGCUUCCUUGACGGAUUGUAG
This is a messenger RNA of Ipomoea triloba (trilobed morning glory), 462 nucleotides long. Its product is annotated as GDSL esterase/lipase At4g10955-like. The transcript has 2 exons. NCBI's taxonomy places the organism in Eukaryota, Viridiplantae, Streptophyta, Magnoliopsida, Solanales, Convolvulaceae. The record is from RefSeq and is a predicted model, not a curated record. The coding region runs from base 1 to 462 and encodes 153 amino acids.